This is a messenger RNA of Gekko japonicus, 2020 nucleotides long. It is a transcript of the gene TYW3, whose product is annotated as tRNA-yW synthesizing protein 3 homolog. Bases 293 to 1084 code for a protein of 263 amino acids. The record is from RefSeq and is a predicted model, not a curated record. Gene Ontology annotation, biological process: tRNA methylation. The transcript has 6 exons. Gene Ontology annotation, cellular component: cytoplasm. Lineage: Eukaryota; Metazoa; Chordata; Lepidosauria; Squamata; Gekkonidae. Gene Ontology annotation, molecular function: tRNA methyltransferase activity.
UCUCUUCUUCUUCUUCUUUUUCGCGUUGCUGCUGUGAGACCACCUCCUCGUCAUCAAGACCCUUUUCUUGACUAGCUGGUUGCAAGCGCGAAGCUGCCGUCCUUGGAUAGACAGACCAAGACUCCCAUUAAACGGUUUACUGCCAGGAAAACAGGAGUUGGGCGGCUGUACAGUUUGUCCCACGCGGGUCGCCGUCUGAGUAGAAUGGCGGCGCCCACGGAGAGAUUCAGCUGAGCGGUGCCAUUGCUGUCGUGCGAUAGGAGAUGCCAAACAGUCGCCGUAGCCUUCUCCCAUGGCUGACUUCAAGCGCUGGAAAGAGCAGCGACUGUCACGUGCGGAUGGGAGCCGGAAGGGCAGCGUGGAUGAGCUGAUCGCAGGGAUCGUGCAGCUCCUAAAUGACCACGACAGCUUCUGUACCACCAGCUCGUGCUCGGGCCGUGUGGUAGUGCUGGAGCAGCCUCCUCUGCCUGCUCCCGCCGAGCCUACCACUGGUUUUGAGAUCCAGAAGCGAAACUGUACCUGGCUUAUGGUGACCCAUCAAAUAUGUACAGUGGAAGAUGUGCUUACAGCCUUGCAGAAAGCCACCGAUGAUGCCAUAUUCAAAUUUGAACCAUUUGUACUUCACGUGCAGUGUCAAGAGCUACAAGAUGCCCAGCUCCUGCACACAGUGGCUAUAGAAGCUGGUUUCAGGAACUCUGGUAUAACUGUUGGUCGAAAAGGGAAAAUUAUGAUGGCUGUCCGCAGUACCCAUUGCUUAGAAGUUCCACUAAGCCAGAAGGGAAAAUUGAUGGUCAAUGAAGAAUACGUUGACUUCGUGGUUCAAGUUGCUAAUCAGAAGAUGGAAGAAAAUAUGAGAAGAAUCAACAGAUUUUACAGCUCUCUGCAGUUUGCUUUGGAAAACAGGGACUAUAUCAGUAGCUUGCCUGUCAAAGAGAGAGAACAGAGUAGCACAGAACAGAAUAAUACUGUGGACUCUCAUAGAAGCAGAAGAAAAUCAAAAGGGUCACAAGAAAAUAGAGAAUGUACUUCUGCACGGAAAAACAAAGGGCUGGAAAGUGAAGAUGAUACAGAAAGCAAUCUUUAAUUUUUUUCACCGACUUGUGUUUCACUGAAAUGUUUUGUAAAGUAGACAUAGCUGUUGUAUACUUGUAUAAGGCUGAGAUUCUACAGAACCACAAGUGGAAUAUACUUUGACAGGGUGGAACAGCCAUAGUUUUUCAAGAAAGAAGAAAACACAUUAUUAGGGCGGCUCAGUCAGACAGGGAAAGAAAAAUGAGAGAAAAUCUUUCCUCUGAGGUAGGGAAGUGGAUAGAGCCAUCAUACCUGCUCUUUGUAAGAGCUUCUCAGAUUUCCACGCUCUAGAAAGUAGCAUAUUUGUAACACAGUUUAUUAUGGAUUGUCGUGAUCUCUGUCAUGUAGGGCAGGAGUAGCUCUGUCUUGCCCUCCCUUUCACUGUCACUGCCACCAUCUUGGGUAAAAUCUAACCCCCUCCCCAGCUCCACAGGGAUGUAUUGCUGUAGCAUGCCAAGAAGUCAAGGCAGGUAGGUAAGGACUUGUGCAGACUGUCUCCAAUUAAAUAACUUUAUUUCUACAAGGCAAAAACUCGGGGUCCUACAAGGACAGAUCUAGGUGCACUAAGUAAAACAAACUAAAGGGCAGUUGUUAUAUUAACUAAGGUACACCAUGUUGUAUCUGGUCUUUGUUGCAGAAUGCUCCCAUCCCUGGUGCAUCUGCAGCCCUCUUUAGCAUCAUUCCCCCUCUCUCAUCCUCAUGGCAAACAUGCACCAGACAAAGGUGUCAGCCAACCUGGGUGCCAGGUGUUGGGGGCUCAAGCCCAGCAGACUGGGACCUUCCAGUCAAGAGGUGUUAGCGCAUCACAGAACUAGCGUGUUUCUUAGUUGGGAAGGGAGUUGAGAGGACCUUCUUCCCAGCCACAGAGAUGCCAAGGUCCCUUUCUAUUUCAAUAACUGUCACAGUAGCUCUUGCCUCCUACCUCUCAUCAUCACAUGGAUGUUGAACA